GGCGCGCCGCGUCCAUGGUUUUGGAUGUAGACAAAGAUGGCGGUACGGAAGAAAGACGGCGGCCCGAAUGUAAAAUAUUUCGAAGCGUCUGAUACCGUCUCACAGUUCGACAAUGUCCGAGUCUGGCUGGGCAAAAAUUACAAAAAGUAUAUCCAGGCAGAACCUCCCACCAACAAGUCUUUGUCUAGUCUGGUUGUUCAGCUGCUGCAGUUUCAAGAGGAAGUUUUCGGGCGGCAUGUCAGCAACCCUCCUCUCACCAAGCUACCGAUGAAGAGUUUUCUGGAUUUCAAAGCCGGUGGAGCUUUGUGUCACAUACUUGCUGCUGCUUACAAGUUUAAGAGUGACCAGGGAUGGAGAAGGUUCGACUUCCAGAAUCCUUCUAGAAUGGACAGGAAUGUUGAAAUGUUUAUGACCAUUGAGAAAUCUCUGGUUCAGAAUAACUGUCUGGCUCGGCCUGUGAUCUACCUGAGCUCAGAGAUUGAGCCAAAGCUGCUAGGAAAACUGAAGGACAUCAUUAAGAGACAUCAGGGUUCAGUGACUGAAGAUAAACCAUCCAGUUCUCAUGUAGUGGUGCCUAUUCCUGCCAGUCUGGAGGAUGAGGAGUGGGUCCGUCCUGUUAUGAAGAGAGAUAAACAGAUGUUGCUGCACUGGGGCUACUGGCCUGAUAGUUAUGACACAUGGAUUUCAGCCAGUGAAGUUGAAGCAGUGGUGGAAGAUGCACCCAGUCCAGAGAAACCCAGGAAGGUUCAUGCUAAGUGGAUUCUGGAUUUAGACCAGUAUAACGAAUGGAUGAAUGAGGAAGAUUACGAGGUUGGUGAAGGUGGCACGAGGAGGAAGAGGAUUUCAGCCAAGACUCUGACGGACGAAGUGAGCGCUCCGGAUGAGAGGAGAGAUAAAAAAGCCAGCAAUGCCAAGAAAAGAAAACGCUCCCCCUCUCCAUCUCCUACUCCUCCCCCUCAGGAGAGCAAGAAGAAAAACACAAAGAAAGGACCCACUACUCCCUACACUAAGUCUAAGCGUGGCCAGAGAGAGGAGGAGCAGGAGGAUCUAACUAAAGACGUGGAUGAGCCCUCACCUGUUCCCGCAGCAGAGGAGGGAUCACAGAAUAAAACAGUGACCAAGAAGGACUCAGACUCAACUCCAGUGAAGGGUGGGACUGACGUGGACGAGCAAGAGGAUGAGUCUAUGGAGACUGUGGGAAAGGAGGAGGAAGAGGGUUCCCCCAGUGUGAAAGGAGAGCCAGUGAAGGGUUCUGAUCUCCAUGAGGAUAACGUAACAGAGCAAACUCACCAUAUCAUUAUCCCCAGCUACGCUGCCUGGUUCGACUACAACAGUGUUCAUGCUAUAGAGCGCAGAGCUCUGCCAGAGUUCUUUAAUGGGAAGAACAAGUCGAAGACCCCUGAAAUUUAUCUGGCCUACCGUAACUUCAUGAUUGACACAUACCGACUGAAUCCGCAGGAGUAUUUGACCUCCACAGCUUGCCGUAGGAAUCUGGCUGGAGAUGUGUGUGCUAUCAUGAGGGUUCAUGCUUUUCUGGAGCAGUGGGGUUUGAUUAAUUAUCAGGUUGAUUCAGAGAGCCGCCCUACUCCAAUGGGACCACCACCCACAUCCCACUUCCACGUGCUGGCAGACACACCGUCUAGCCUGGUACCCCUACAGCCUAAAGCUUCUCAGACUCCAUCCUCCCAGCAGAUGCUGUCUUUCCCAGACAAAGUAAAGGACAAACCAACAGAUUUGCAGAACUUUGGUUUGCGGACAGACAUGUACAGCAAAAAGAGCGGAUCUGCAAAGGGCAAAAACGCAGCCAGUGCUACACGAGAAUGGACUGAACAGGAGACUCUGCUUCUAUUGGAGGGUCUGGAAAUGUACAAGGAUGACUGGAACAAGGUUUCGGAGCACGUGGGCAGUCGCACGCAAGAUGAGUGUAUUCUCCACUUCCUGCGGCUGCCUAUCGAGGACCCUUACCUGGAGGAUAGCUCCUCCACCCUCGGCCCGUUAGCCUAUCAGCCGGUUCCAUUCAGCCAGGCUGGAAACCCCGUCAUGAGCACCGUGGCCUUCCUCGCUUCAGUAGUCGACCCACGAGUGGCCUCCGCUGCAGCCAAGUCUGCUUUAGAGGAGUUCUCUCGUAUGAAGGAAGAAGUGCCAGCAGCGCUGGUGGAGGCUCAUGUGCGUCGGGUGGAGGAAGCAGCCAGAGUAAGCGGCAGACCAGAUCCUCUCUACGGCCUGGAGGGCAGUGGCAUUGCCGGCACCGGCCUGGAGGACUCAGAGAAGCCUGCAGAGGAAAGCAGUGAGGAGAGCAAGAGCAGCGAUGGCCAACCCAGUGAGGAGAAGAGAGAAAGUAAGGAGGGUAAAGAUGGAGCGAGUGAAGAGGAGGAGAAGCAAGCAGAGAAUGGGAAGAAAGAGGAAGAAAGAGCAAGAGAAGGAGAGACGGAACGAGAGGCUGAGAAGACAGACUCAGAGAUGGAUCUUUCUUUAGGUGAUGCAGAGAAGGAGAAGGAAGGGAAGGAGGGAUCAGAGGAAGGCCAGAGGGAAGGAGAGAGUGAGGGAGAGAGAAAAGCCAAGGUGGAGAGAGAUGUUGGGGAAGGGAAUCUGGCCACUGCAGCUGCUUCUGCCCUGGCUGCUGCUGCUGUAAAAGCAAAGCACUUGGCUGCAGUGGAGGAGAGGAAGAUUAAGUCACUGGUGGCUCUGCUGGUGGAAACUCAGAUGAAGAAGCUGGAGAUCAAACUGAGGCACUUUGAGGAGCUGGAGACUAUCAUGGAUCGUGAGAGAGAAGCGUUGGAGUACCAGAGGCAGCAGCUCCUUGCAGAUCGUCAGUCGUUCCAUAUGGAGCAGCUGAAGUAUGCAGAGAUGAGAGCCCGGCAGCAGCAUUUCCAGCAAAUCCAGCACCAGCACCAUAGCAACCAGCCUGGAAACCAGCCUGCCAGUGCUCCUCCUGCUCCCCAACCGUCAACUCCCAACACUAGUGCCCCAGCAGCCACACCCAGCCCUGCCCCAGCAACCACUACCAAUGCCCCCAGCGAAGCCCCGCUCCCCACAGCCUCUCAUACUUCUCCACCCAACAACACACAGACUGGAGCAGCACAGGACUCCAGCACUCCACUAGCAGGGGAUUCCCUCCAUCCCAAUGCCCCGGUGCCCCCAUCACAAUAAGCAAGCAGUGAGUUUGAGGAAUAUAAGGCAGUGGAUGGAAAGAGAUAGAGAAAGAGACGAGAUUGAGACAGGGAAACAAAGGGAAGUAAAUUGUCGUUUUUAAUCUUUAACUUUGUUUUUGGGAGAGAAAAUGUAGUUCUCUGUAAACAAAAAGAUAAAUUGCCAAAAUUACUGAUUCAGUGUUUGACAAGAAAAGCCCACCUGAAUCUGUGCAGCCUUAGAGACCUGUUUGGACCAACCCCUGUUAUACAGCCAGAGAAGAAACAAACACAAACCACACAAACUUCUGACUUAAACAUAUCAAAAAACACAAACACUGACAGACAGACAGACAGAGAGACAGACAGACAGGCAGAAUGGAGAUGAACAGUAUUCUUUAACCUUAUGUUUGCAUCAGAACACCAGAAGCAGUAUUGAAGGUCCUUUCGGGAUUUGUAGACAGGCUCCAGCCUCUUCUCGGUUAAUGUUUACUGACCACUACAACAAGCUACAAGCUACAGAAUCCACAAUCCAGAGGUAACUGUCAUCUAAACACAGUGUAGGUACUUAUGCCUGUAAACAAAACAAAAAGCUGCACUUUUUAGAAUGUUUCCCUGUUUUUACUUUUGGAGACAAGAAGUCAGAUUUGACCUGAAGCACUUAAAAGUCCUUUAAGCAGUCUCCUUUCUCUCACUUAAUCUUUGUAUUUGUUGAAAUAGAAGACCUCCAUUUGGAACGAAAUUGAAAAGAAACUUGACUUUGUAUUUGUUACUCUGUAUGUGUGACUGUUGGUUUUACUCUUGGGAAAAUGUGAAAGCUUUAGUGGGUUGGCCUGUUGUGCUUACUUUAUUUUUUACGUACAAGUAACCUUUAGCAUGACGGAAGAAAAAAAAUGAGGGCAAAAAAAUAGCAGUGAAGAUGUUUUGCCUUGUAUGAAACUUGUCUUUGACUGUAGAUGAAAAACCAUGUACUGUAAACUUGGAGAGUCUGUUAUAAGCUUGUAACCUUUCCACUCUUUAAGUAUGUGUGUGUUUGUUUGCAGUUAGCAGCAUACUGUAAGAGGCGACUCUGUCUGCAGUCUCUUUCACCCCAGUUUAAAACAAUGAGCGUUUUAAUGUCUUUAUAGUGUUUUUCUUUUUUAAGAUCAACUGUCUUGCUUUAUAUGGUCAGCCUAGACGACUGGUUUGGGUUUCGAGUUCACCAGUUCAUUGCCAAUAGUGAAUUGACAGACUUGACCACGUGUGUGAACAGCAGGGGAUAUUUCUGGUUCUGGAUUGGGUCAGUGGAGAUGUGUGUGGAUUGUGUAUGAUACAAGAAAACAGGUAGAAUUAGUCCAUCUGUAAUCAGAAGUGUUUUAACAUAAAAAGCCCAUAUCACACCAUAUAUUUCAUUUACUGAAGCUCAGAAUGUGUGUUUGUAAGUGUGUGUGUGUGAAUGAUUGUGUCUGUUGAAUGCCAGGCCAAACCCACAGCUAAAUGAAGCAUGGCUAAAUGAAGGAGAAAAGCCUUUUGAUUUCAUUACCUGACGACUAUCUAAACAGGACUAUCUAAACAAGGGAUUUCAGCGUUACAUUUGCAGUUGUAUUCUGUGUAUCUUCAUAUUGUAUCCUUCCUAUUUUUGUAUUUUUAUAUGUUUUCUUUCACUAUUAUCAUGAUUGCAGUAUUGCUGUUAACAUACUGUAUGUAACUCUGCUCUCUUUCUCAUUGUGAACAUACUUGUGUUUCUAAUUUGUUGAUUUGUGAAAGUGUCACUCUGUACCAUGAGACUGGACCGGUGGGUGUGCAUUAGCCUGGAAUUAUUUGCCACGCAUUUUUUUUUUAUUUCAGGACGUUUUCACACCUGUAGUUGCUUUGCUCUGAUCUGUUAACAAAUUAGUAAACUUUGACCAUUUUUUAGUUUAGUUUUGUUUGUUUUUACCAAAAUGUGUCACAGCUGAAAAUGCAAGAAGGUUUUCUCCAUUUAAUAAGCAGAGAGAACAUUCUCACAUGGUAUGUUGUGGUGUAUUAUAAUGUGCAUGCAGAGCACACCUGAUGGUUGGUUUGAUUCGAGGUCAUAUCAUGUUCUCACCACAAACAAACCACACUUUGUCCUUUAAGGAACGGAACCGAGACCAACAUCUCCUAUUAGUAUCAGUACUGUUGUUUUGAUUUGAAUCCAGGUUUAAUCGCUGUGUUCACACCUGCUCAAAUGAAUUGCACCAAUUUAAAAGUCUGAAUAACCGGACUAAAAACUGCAAGUGUGAAAACACCCUAAAAUCCUCUGCCUUUUAUGUGCCAUGUGUUUUUCAUAUGCAGAUGCUGGUAACUCACUGCUAAACUUUGUACUGUAAAAGCAGUAAACGCCACAGCCAGUAUCAGACUCCAGUUUUUUCCACUGUAAUUCUGUUUACAUCACGCAUGCAUGUUAACACUCACAUUUGCAGUAAUCAAUCAAACGUUUUACACACACCACAGGCCUCAUUACCAGUGUUACAUAUGUAAUAUGCCAAACUCUUUCAGAUCACCGGCUGUCUCUUUCUGUCUUUUCCAUUGUGUGACACAAGUGAUAUAUUAAAUAGUCAGUCUGUAUGUUUCUUUUCUCUUCAUUCGGUUUGUCUUUUUAAGCGAUGGUGCGAAGCGUUGGAGAGAAUUGCGUGUACAGUGUUCAGAUGCUUUUGGAUGUGUGUCCUUUGCUCACUUGUUGCAGGUUAAUGGGUCAACACCUGCUUGCUCAACAGACUGGAUAGAAAGAAUGCAUCAGUUUUAGUUUCCGAAAUACAUCCAUAAGUCUUGAACAAUAAAAAAAACUGUCAUCAAUGAUGAA
This is a messenger RNA of Astyanax mexicanus (Mexican tetra), 5931 nucleotides long. RefSeq names its product SWI/SNF related, matrix associated, actin dependent regulator of chromatin, subfamily c, member 2 (gene smarcc2). Gene Ontology annotation, biological process: positive regulation of DNA-templated transcription. Gene Ontology annotation, cellular component: SWI/SNF complex; npBAF complex; nBAF complex. Gene Ontology annotation, molecular function: histone binding; nucleosomal DNA binding. The coding region runs from base 37 to 3150 and encodes 1037 amino acids. The transcript is spliced from 26 exons. Lineage: Eukaryota; Metazoa; Chordata; Actinopteri; Characiformes; Acestrorhamphidae. The record is from RefSeq and is a predicted model, not a curated record.